CCUUGCGGCUUAGGUUUAGAUGUAACAGAAGGUGUCGUGGUUACCAAAGCUGUAUUCAGAAGUCCUCCUUCCACUGACUGGGGUGCUGUAAAAAUUGUUUGUGAGAGAAAAAUAAUUAUGAAAAAAUUUAGAUUGAGAGUUAGGGGAGGGUAUCUUGAAUGCAGCUGUACUGACGAAUCCUCCUUCAAUUGACUGGGUUGCUGUAAAAAUUGUGUGUGGCAUGAAAGU
Messenger RNA from Geodia barretti, 228 nucleotides. The record is from the annotation of a GenBank genome assembly. Lineage: Eukaryota; Metazoa; Porifera; Demospongiae; Tetractinellida; Geodiidae.